This is a messenger RNA of Malaclemys terrapin pileata, 8693 nucleotides long. RefSeq names its product KLF transcription factor 8 (gene KLF8). Gene Ontology annotation, biological process: regulation of transcription by RNA polymerase II. The record is from RefSeq and is a predicted model, not a curated record. The transcript is spliced from 5 exons. Lineage: Eukaryota; Metazoa; Chordata; Testudines; Emydidae. Bases 813 to 1820 code for a protein of 335 amino acids. Gene Ontology annotation, molecular function: DNA-binding transcription factor activity, RNA polymerase II-specific; RNA polymerase II cis-regulatory region sequence-specific DNA binding.
UCUCCUUGGACACCCAGUUCCCCAAAGGGCGUGGGAGCAGAGUUCAUUGUCCUGAUCUAGGCUCAGCGGUGGAAAGUCUCUGGGCUCAGAAGUGGGCGUGGGGGGAGGAGGACGGUGUAGCCUUGGGGACCCACCCGCCCCCCAAAUUCAGUGGGAGCCGCGUUCACCAGCCCGAUGAAACUGAAAGAGGAGAACUAGCUACUAGGGUGUUGCCGAGCCGCUCAGUCCGACUUGUGCACAGGAGGUAGGUGGAGUCAGGGAGGGAGUAGCAGCUCCAUCCAUGCAGCUCCCCCACCCCAAGGAAUCACCCCCUACAGAGGCGAUCAGGGGAAGGGGUGGGGGCUCCUUCCACUCGCCUCGGGAGGGUCCUGCAGCCUAUGCGGACAGCGCUGGGCAUUGGCCGUGGGGGCGGCCAAAUAAGCCCACGGGGGAGCCCAAGUUGUGCAUUGCAGCUUUAAAGGGGCUGGUGAUUGACAGGGCAUGUAGCAGUGGAUGGGGUGGAGCUGCUGGGUGGGGUCAGGGACAGGCAGCUGGUGAAAACGAAAAGAGAGAGAGGGGGGAAAAAACAACAUUGCCCCCCCCACCCCCGCCAUCAGCAAACACAAGGCGAGGAAGAGGAGAGGGGAAAGAGGAGGAAGGCUGAGUGGGAGCAGAGCCUUUCCAAGAAGCCCAGAGCCUCCCCCACCCACCUACUCCACCCUCCCCUCCCUUCAGCACAGCUAAGCACCCAGAGCUCGCCCCGUGCCUGCCCGAGCCCACGGGGAGGCAGAGGGAGGACCCCCCCCGAGCAAGCCCAGGGGGAGCAGGAGGAGAUGCACUCCGAGGAGCAGAAAGAGAAAGUUGCAGGCUCAGUCCAGAGUAAGGUGCUGCCCAAGAUGAGCUCCUCAUCGCUGCUGGAGGACAGCUCCAUAGAUCCCCCGGUGCUGCUGACCGACAUCAAGACAGAGCCCCCUGAAGAGCUGCUGGCCAGCGACUGCAACCAGCCCCAGGCCGAGCCAGUGGACCUGUCACUCAACAAGCCCAAGGUGUCGCUGCAGUCCUCCACCCUGCUGCCCUCCUCCAUCAGGUCCUCGCCCAUGCUGGUGGCACCGCCCAUCCAGGCCCCCGUGGUCUCCAUGUCACCCACGGGGCUGGGCUCUUCUUCUGCCAUCCCCGCUGUGCUGUCUCCUGGCUCCAUCCUGGCCUCCACGCAGGGCAGCGGGGGCCAGCAGAUCCUGCACGUCAUCCACACAAUCCCCUCGGUCAACCUGCCCAGCAAGAUGGGCAACUUGCAGACCAUCCCAGUGGUGGUGCAGUCCCUACCCGUGGUCUACACCACAAUGCCCACAGACGGGGUCACCGCUGCCAUCACCGUGCCCCUCAUCGGCGGCGAUGGCAAGAACGCCGGAUCCGUGAAAAUUGACCCCAGCUCCAUGUACCCCCUGGAGAUGAACAGCGACAGCGAGGACAGCGUCACAGAGAGCAGCUCAGCCCCCUUCCAGGACCUGCAGAGAGAGUCGCGGUCGCCUGUGGCCCGGAUGCAGCGGGCUGAGUCCCCCGACUUGAAGAAGAGGCGGAUUCACCAGUGUGACUUCGAGGGCUGCAACAAGGUGUACACGAAAAGCUCCCACCUCAAAGCACACAGGAGGAUACAUACAGGAGAGAAGCCGUACAAAUGCACCUGGGAAGGCUGCACCUGGAAGUUUGCCCGUUCCGACGAGCUCACCCGGCAUUUCCGCAAGCACACGGGUAUCAAGCCCUUUCGCUGCUCGGACUGUGACCGCAGCUUCUCGCGCUCGGACCACCUGGCCCUGCACCGCCGGCGGCACAUCAUGAUGUGAGGGGGGGAGGAGGGCCUCCAGCUCCUCCACCGCCCCUGGCCGCCCACCCCCGCCUCACCGGCCACGGUAAAGAGACUGCGAGACGGGAGGCACCGUCCCCAGCUUGAUUCAGCCUGGCAGCAGGCUGGAUGCCAGCUUGGCACCUGUGGCUGCCCACACCUGAGAAAGCAGACCUUCUACCAUGCACACGAGGGCUAGAAAGAGGCUCUGGAGAGAUGCCCUGCUCCCUCUCUUCUGUUCACCUCCCCUUCCUUCAGUGGCUGGAAAGCUCCAGGAUUCCUUGAAAUGACACCCAGCUCCUCAUCUGGCUUCGAUUUUUUUGCACAUUGCCUCCCCCUCCUGGGUCAGGAAACACAGAGGAUGUCUGGCACGUGUGUGCACAGCCCCAGCUUGUCCCAGCGCGACCCUGGCCUUGGCGAGCGAAUCAGACUGGCCGGACGGCAUCGCUGCUGGCAGAAGGCUGCUGCUGGGGGUUGGAUUGGGGGUUUGGCUCAUGGCUAGGGGCUGGCUGUCUCCUACCAAUGGGCUGAUGCAAUAGGACUCUGUUCUGGUGAAGCUGGCACUGCCGCCUCUCCUGUUCCACGACACGUCAUACGUGGCUUGUCCUAGCUGGUCCAUUGGACUCCCUGAGCUCCCGAGGCACUGCUGGCAUUGGAGAGCCCACCUGGCCUUGGCUUGAUCUCUCUCUUUUAUGAACACGUGGGUAACUGGCCGUUAACGAAGAGGCCUCAUUAUGUGAGGACAAGGGGUUUGUGGUGUUACCUGAGGAGGGAGGGCCCGAGGAACAAAGAAAAGGGAAAACUUUGCGGAACAUGGAACUGUGAUGAUUUUAUCUGAUUUUAGGGGUGGGUGGGUGGGGGACCCUGAAUUCUGCCCAUGCUGCAGGGCCAAGGAAUAGGACAGUAGAUGCAUUUCUAACUUAAACCUAGCAGCCUGGACACGGACUAUUGCAUUUUUCUAUUGCUCAUCUGGCCUGCAGAGGCUGAGCCGGCGCUGCGCUCUGGGUGGACUCGGGGCUCUGUACUGGAUUGUUUUGGACUUGAUCUUGGGGGGCUGACGGGGUGGCCACAGGGCUGGAAAUACGUCCGUGCACAGUUUUUUAAGAAUUGCUUUUCCCCUUCCCUUCUGCAGGGGCGGAGCUAAGAACCUGAUGUUUUUCCAGAUGCUCCUUUUUGUGUCUCCAUCUUUCUUUCUGAUGGAUUUGAGUUUGGCAAAUGCAGGGAUGGAGUGCACCUGCCAGACAGCAUCUGUGCUGCCCUCGGGAGAGGGGGCGAGUGCAGUGGCUGGAAUUGGUGAGGGGAGGGAGCCGGGAAGAUCAUCAAGAUGAGGCAAACUGGAUCCUCAUUCUGCCACCAGCCUGGGCUAGGGAUGUGGUGUUCCAGCUAAAGCCAAGAAUCUGCCAGCAAUCCUGGUAUUGACACGAUGUAUAUACUGAAGGGGAGAGACUGGGGAGUCCCGUUAAAUGUUUGGUGCUGCCACUGGCUCUGCUUAUCACAUUAUUUCCCCUUUGCUUCCCAAUCCAGCUCAGCACUGAGUUCAUGUAGGCCCCCCCAACUGCAUUUCACUGGGCAGAUUCUCUUUCUUCCUCGCAUCCCUUUCAUUUAAGAAGGCUCUUGAUCCAUAGGUGCCAAUUCUGUGGGUGCCCCUGGGCUCAAGCACUCACUGAAAAAAAUAGGGGGUGCCCAGCAGCUGCAGGUCCUGAGGAAUCUUUUGUGGGCCCUGGCACCUGGACCGUGGCCCCCGCCUGUGCUCCACCCCCUGCUCCACCCCUGCUCCGCCCUGAGGCCCCGCCCUCGCUUGGCCUCUCCCCCCCUCUGCUCCCCCCCCCCGAAGCCCUGCCUGCUACUCGCAUGGGAGGGAGGGGGCGGAGAGGAGCACCCAUCUGCAAAAACAAAAGUGAGUGCCUGUGUUUUGAUCAACUCGCCACCCACUGCAGCUCCUUCACACCUCUGUGGAACCUGGAGCCAGUCCAUAGCAGGGGAGGAAGAGGCAUGUGGCCGCUAUCUAUGCCUGUGGGUUGUGCAGCGAGAUCCCAAGCCCUGCCUCUGAUGCAGGCCAGCCCCCCUAUGAAAUUAUCUCCCUAGGCAUUGCCCCUUCCUCCAAGGGCGUGAACAAGUCCUCCUGCAUGAGGGCAAAUCCCACAGGGCCUGCUGCCCUUUCCAGAGCUCGAAACUGCAGGAUGUGGUUCCAGAUGGGCUGGUAUUUGAAAUUCCAUUUGGGUCACUUUGCAGCUGGCAGCUCCAUGGGGAAGUAAAUUCAUUUCAUCUGAACUUCAAUCCUCAGCCUACCAGGAACACAGAUCUGCCUGGACUUUUCCCAUCCCCCACACUCCUGUUACCUGGGUGGCCUCAUUGUUGCCAACUCUGGCUGUUUUGGGUGUUUUUCUUAAAGCUGCAGAUCCUGGACUCAGGUGACAAUCUCAGCUUUCAUUGAAAAGCAAAGUUUUUCCGACCUUCCUGGUUGUGGAGCAAACUUUGAACAUGUGACCUCUAAAGGCUCCGAGAGAGAAAAAAGCCCCCCCCCCCCAACUGUUUUAUAAAAAUCUCAUGAUUUUUAAAUCAAUCUCAUGAAUUUUUAUGGGGAAGGGGAUUUGACUCAUGAUUUUUGAACGCUCAGGGUUGGCAAUACUGAGAUGAGAUCUGGGAAGCUGACAGGCUGUGUAUUUUGAUUUUAAUUUCUUCAAUCUGCUGUUUCCCGAGUGUCAGUGCAAAACACACACAUUCACACACACAACAGAGCACAACAAGAAAGCGAGGAGGGCAAGAGACGUCAAACGGAACAUUAGCUCCCUUCUGUCUGAGCAGGGCAGGCUUUGCUUUGGGAUUUUUACCAUGAAAUUUUAAAAUCUUGAGCUGUGAGAUAUUUGUACAAAACUGUUUGACGUUUUUCUACAUGGGAAUAAUAUGGAAAGUAGAUGCAUUUUAUUGGUGUGUGUCUUGCUUUUAAAAUGAGGUUUUUUUAUCUUUUGGUUGGUGGGAGGCAAAAGGCUGUAGUUUCAAUCCUACAUAAAAACAAAUCCCCCUUUCCUGGUUCUCGGCAUGAUCUCUAUAAAGGGAAGAAGUUGUCAACUACAGUUUGGGGUUCCAAAAUUUAGAUUUCAGCCACCCCCCCCACACACACACACUCCAAAUAAAUAAAUAAAAAAGGCUUUUACAAAACUUAAGAGCAGUAGACCUAUUUCUAUGGAGUUUUAACAAUAUAAUUCUAAAGAAAAUAGCAUUUACAUUUAGAAUUUGGAAGUAGACAUUUGAAAAUUUCUUUAAACAAAUAAGACCCUCCCUUGAAGUGUUUGCAGCCCAAACAUUGCAGGGAUGGGAACCCAGAAGUGAAAGGACUGCAAGCAGAAGUGAAACUGACCUCUUGGGUUGGCAAUGUUGAGACAGGGAGAACUGUAGACUGCCUACAGACUCAACCAAUAUGGGAAAGAAUGGGAUGCUUCAAAUUGUCUUCGGAUAUCAUGAUCCGAGAUGGUGUUAGUAGCCAAGACUAUAUUAUUAAUAGAGCUGGUUUUGUGAAAAAGUUUCGAAAUUGUUUUCUUUUUGCAAGGCUCAAAAUGAACCCAUUUAUUUUCACUAUUCCUCUCCCCCGCCCCUUAAUUUGUCUUUUUUCAACAAACUCAUUUUUUCCCCAUUCCUAUUGAAAAUGGCAGGGGGUGAGGAAAAAAAGGGGGACAGAAGAAAAGAAGGAGAAAAGUAAAAGUAGAAAAACAAUACAUUUCAAAUAAAACAUUCAUGAAAAGUUUCCAGAACAAUCUUUGCACAUGCACAAAUUUUUGGGAUGCAAAAAAAUUGUGACCAGCUCGAAUACACGAACAUUGAAAGAUAGUGUUAUUGAUGCCUGAGUCAGUUCUGAGCCUUGCUCAGUUGCUCUAUUCCACCCUCCUCUCCUUAAACUACUAACCAGCUGCCUGGUGGAUUCAGUAGCUAGGAGAGAAUGCAAGGACAAACUGCUGGAGGCUUCACUGCCUCGUCUACACUAUGAAAAAUAAAAUAACCAGAACUCUGAUUUUCAAAGUAGUCCCCAAGCCCACCCCCGCUCCCAUGGAUUUCAGUUGAGUUGUGGGUGUUCAGAAUCUCAGACAAUUGGGCCCUACGGGCUAGUGCCCAGAUCCUCCAAAGUCUUUAGGUGCUUUACUCUUAUUGAAAUCAAUGGGGAUUAGGUCCCUAAAUACCUUGGCAGUCUGGGCCCAGAUCCUCAGCUGGUGUCAAUGGUCGUAGUUCCAUGGAAGUCAAUAGACCACUGACAGUUUUACGCCGGCAAAGGAUUUGGCCCUUUGGGUAUGUCUACACUGUGAUAAAAACCUGCGGCACCGAGUCUCAGAGCCCACCCCCCUCAUGGGGUCUCAGAGCCCAGGCUCCAGCCCUAAUGUCUACACCAUAAUUGUAUAGCUCUGCAGCCCGACCUCCAUGAGCCCGAGUCAGCUGACCCAGGCCAGCUGCAGCCGUGUCAUGGGCCUUUUACUGCAGUGUAGACGGGGUGUGUUUAAACUGUUGUGAAAUAUGGUUUGCUUCAGUGUGGAUUGGUUUUUACCCCAAGGUGAGGGAGGAAAAGUUAAGGCCCCAGGUUCUUGUCUAGAUAUUUACCACGGUUAGAACUGAGUUCCUUGCCCUGAUUAUAACCGUGGGUUUUUUUCUGUGCCACCUGGGGACAAAAAUACCCGAGUCAAGAUUUUCAAAAGUCACUUUGGGUGCCUCAAUUUUUAGGUGACCAGCUUCAGACUCCUUUUAAAGGGGCCUGAUUUCCGGAGGGCAGGUUUUGAGCACUUCCAAGCCCCUUUAAGCUGUCUCAAGUUGGAGCCCCCCCAAAAUCACCCUGUUUUCAACACACACGGGCCCAAAUCAGGCUUCCCAGCAGUGUUUUGAAACUUGGUUAUGUUUGUUGACAGGGCAUGCAGGAGUGUAGAUGGGUGCAGUUUAGGGCAUCGUCUGUUGGCACACCUGAACAAUCAGACCAUACUUUCUCCCAAUUUAAAGCCGAACGGGGGUACUUAAUUUCUGCUUCCGCUUGCACACGGCUCAGAAGGGAAAAUGCUAUGGAGGGGGAUGAGGCAAACCUGGCGCUUGCUCAAUGGCUGAGUGAGCUGGGGUUGAGCAGGUCUCCUGCAUCUUCUGAUCCACUGUUGUGUCUCUGACUCAAUGGAUACACGGCCGGGAAACUAGAACUCGCAGAGGUGUGAACUGCCUUGCCCAUCCAUGGACCGUUAACUCUGAAAUGAUGACUCAUUCAGUGUCAGCAUCUGUGAACAAUGUCAGUGCUGGUUACUUGAGCUGAAGGAACAUCCAGCCACAAUGGGGUUGUGGGUGCAGGCUGAGCAAAGCCCUCACUACUCCCAUCCUACCCCGUCCCACCAUGGAAAUUGGGUGAGGGCUGGAGCUUUGGGGAUCACACUUUUCACAUGUCAUGGUCCAAAUGUGAGUUGCAUGCGAUGGGACAAUGGCUUGAACAGGGGCAGAUCUCCUUGGGCCCAGAUCCUCCCGGGCAUUUAGGAUCAAUGGGAGUUAGGCGCCUAAACACCUGUGAGGAUCUGGGCCUUUCUCCAACUUUCACUUGGUAAGACAGUGCUCUCUAGUGGUUAGAGCAGAAACACAGGGUUCAGGACUCCUGGGUUCUAUUCCCAGCUGUGCCGCAGAUGUGCGGUGUGACCUUGGGCAAGUCAUUUUUUUCUCUGUGCCUCAGUUUCCCCCAUCUGUCAAAUGGGGAUAAUAAUACUUAACCUACCUCACAGGGGUGUUGUGAGGCUUCCUUUGAUGUUUGCAAAGUGCUUUGAGAUCCUCGGAUGAAAGGUGCUAUGAAGUGCAAAGUAUUAUUAUUAUUUUAUUUUAAAAUAUUAAAUAACUUAUAACGAAGUGCGCGCGUGCCGUGGGCUUGUGUGGGCUGCAGGCGAUGUGAAGGCUGCAAUGAUGGAUGCUUAGUGCAAGUGGCGUGCGAUGCCAUUCAAAACCCUCGCCUUUCCAGCUGUGCAUCAUGCCGGCUUCCUGGGUCUGGUGCUUCCCAGACAGCUGAGACGCUGCAAUGGGACUCCCACCCCCAGCAGCUCAGACCUGCUUCCCCAGACCUGCCCCACUAGCUGCUUCUGGCAUCAUCUGCCCUGAGAGAAGCACCUCACUGAGCUUGCCUUCAGCUGGGGGGUGCUUAUUGUAAAUCUGGCCCCUCGCUGUUCUCUGUCAAGGACCCUUUUGCCCUAGUUGUUGGCAUCUGGGGAGGGGGGGUAUGUAAAUCAGCUCCCCAAAUUCUUGGGUUUUGCUCUUAUUUUUGGAUCAAACCGAAACCGCUCUUCCCCCACCUCCAAUUGGGUUGUGUUCCCAGCCCCGCCGGGAGAUCCUCUUGGCCCUACUGGUGUGGCAUUUAAUGUGUGAUGUUACUAACUGACGAUCAGAGAGUUAAUGGCACCAGUGGAACAUGCUGGGAACGGAGAUUUGGCUGGCUCUGUGUUGUUGCAACUCCGGUUGAGUUUUCUGUUCAUGGCUAGUUCUUCCCCUGCUCGCUGUGGAUUUGUUUUAGCUGAUCUCGAUCUCUGCGUCCUUUCUGCUGCUGCUCCUUAUCUUUCCCUGGGUCCAUUAUUUUAGUGAUGUGUCAUACGGACGCAAUCCCACCCUGCAAACGGUAAGUUCAGUAGUGGCUCCGAGCCAGAUCCUAGCCCUACAGAAAGACUGAUUGGAAAAGCAAAAGCCUGCAAUAGGUUCGCAUGGCCAAGCAAUCGCUCCUUCCCCUGCCCCCAACCCCCUUUUAGGGCCUUGCUCUCCUACAGCCCAGAGAAGAUGAAGUGGUUUGGAUGGGACGAUUGUUGUGACCCUGUGUAUUGAGUGAUCUUAUCCAGUUUGAUUGUUGUACUGUUGUUGGUUUUUUUAUUAAUAAAAUGGUAUUUUAAACUUG